CAAAUUUUAUACCAUCUAGUCUUAUAAAAAAAUUCUCUCUUCUGUGAUCUACUAAUAACAUCAAUAAUAUCUCAGUCAUAUCUUUCUGGACACGACCUGAAUUUGCUUCCGACCGAGAGCGCACACACAAGCGCCCCACCAGUCCUCCACCACACGCCAUUUCCUUCGCAUUGCUCCGGUCCUCUCCUCUCCUCGCUUGCCUCCCUUCCCCGUCUCCUCCCGUAUCGUCGCCGUGGACCUCUUCGUCCUCUGCCUCCAGAGCAGCCAAGAGCGGGGUCAACUCUCCCGCCGGCGGAGCUAGAGCGAGAGGGGGAGAGGCGGGAGGCCCCCGGAUCUGAGCUGUGCUCCCCGCGCGCCCGCCACCGCAAGGCCAGAUCUCGACCCGCGCAGAUCUGCUGCUGCUGCGACACCUGAGAUCUAAAUCGAACAAGAGGUAGCUUCAGCUCCGGUUGGUGGUGGUUGGUCGGUGACGAGGAGGCAGGGGAGGCUGCGGAGAUGUCGUCGAGCACGAUCCGGAAGGCGCUGGGGGCGGUGAAGGACCAGACCAGCAUCAGCCUCGCCAAGGUCACAAGCAACAUCGCGCCGGAGCUCGACGUGCUCAUCGUCAAGGUUACAAGCCACGAUGACGAGCCGGCCGAGGAGCGCCACAUCCGCGAGAUCCUCCACCUCACCUCCGGAUCCCGCGCCCACGUCGCCGCCGCCGUGGCCGGGUGCUCCCGCAGGCUCUCCCGCACCCGCGACUACGUGGUCGCGCUCAAGUCGCUGAUGCUCGUGCACCGCCUCCUGGUCGACGGUGACCCAUCCUUCCACCGCGAGCUCCUCCACGCCACGCGGCGCGGCACCCGCUUGCUGAACCUCUCCGACUUCCGUGACGAGGCGCACUCUGGGUCAUGGGAUCACUCGGCCUUUGUCCGCACCUAUGCGCUCUACCUCGACCAGCGCCUUGAGUUCUUCCUCCAUGAGCGCAAGCAGGGCUCAAAUGCCAGCAGCAGUGCUAACGGUCCAUCACCACGUGACCGCUGGGGUUCGCCUGAUCCAUACGGCCGCCGUUCGCCGUCCUACUCGUCACCUCCAGGCAACGGGUAUGGCGGAUAUGACGAUUACCGUGAGAGGAAUGGUGGCAACUCUGAUGACAAGAGGCCGCCAACCCCAGUGAGGGAUAUGAAGCCGGAGCGGGUACUUGCCCGUAUGCACCACCUGCAGCAGCUGCUUGACAGGUUCCUUGCUUGCCGUCCCACUGGUGGCGCAAAGCACAGCAAGAUGGUGCUGGUUGCGCUGUAUCAGAUUGUUAGGGAGAGCUUCCAGCUCUAUGCCGAUAUCUGCGAAGUGCUUGCUGUGCUGCUGGACAGGUUCUUUGACAUGGAAUAUGCUGAUUGUGUGAAGGCUUUUGAGGCAUAUGCUAGUGCUGCUAAGCAGAUUGAUGAGCUCUGUGCCUUCUAUGCAUGGUGUAAAGAUACUGGAGUUGCGAGGUCAUCAGAAUACCCAGAGGUGCAGCGUGUCACUGAUAAGUUGCUGGAGACAUUGGAAGAAUUUAUGAGGGACCGUGCAAAGCGGCCCAAGAGCCCACCCAGGGAGCCUGAGCCUGAGCCUGUCAAGGAAGAACCUGAGCCGGAUAUGAACAGCAUCAAGGCGCUUCCUGCACCUGAGGAUUAUAAGGAGCCUGAACCUGAGAAGGUGGAGGAAGAGGUGAAGCCAGAGCCACCCCCACAGCCACAGGGUGAUUUGGUGGAUCUCAGAGGAGAUACUGUUAGUGCGGAUGAGCAAGGUAACAGGCUUGCUCUGGCUCUCUUCCAGGGGCCACCUGCAGCUGGUGGAAGCAAUGGUUCCUGGGAAGCUUUCCCUUCGAAUGGUGGCAAUGAGGUGACAUCUGCGUGGCAGAAUCCUGCAGCUGAGCCUGGGAAGGCUGAUUGGGAGCUCGCCCUUGUGGAGACAGCAAGCAACUUGUCCAAGCAGAAGCCCGCAAUGUCAGGCGGUAUGGACCCACUGCUGCUGAAUGGUAUGUAUGACCAGGGUGCUGUGCGCCAGCACGUCAAUGCACAGGUGACUACUGGGAGUGCCAGCAGCGUCGCCCUACCUGCUCCUGGCCAGAAAACACAGGUGCUGGCUCUGCCUGCACCAGACGGUUCGAUGCAGACUGUUGGUGGUGACCCAUUCGCGGCGUCUCUUACCAUUCCACCACCCUCCUACGUUCAGAUGGCAGACUUGGAGAAGAAGCAGCAAUUCUUGACGCAGGAACAGAUGAUGUGGCAGCAGUACCAGAGGGAUGGCAUGCAAGGGCAAUCGAGCUUAAACAAGCUUGAUCGGGCUUACAACAAUGGUCUCGCUCCCAACCCGGCCAUGCCCUAUGGGAUGCCCGUGGCAUACAACACAAACCCCAUGCCGAUGGCUUACACCGGGAAUACUGGGUAUUACUACCCCACUUACUGAGUCUAUUCUUUGUUCAUCCUUACAGUUGCUGUGAAUUUUGUUCUGUGUUGUGAUCUUACUCCUAGCCUUGGGGUUGUGUCCAGCAUCAGUUGUUGUUCCCCUGUCUCUGGAUCAAACCUUUUGGUCUCAUAUAUGUAAUGUAAUUUUAUUUGUUUGGAACCAAUUGCGGCAUCCGAGGGUGGCUAUAGUCGAUUGCAUAAUCUCAGUUGAUCUUUACACUGUUUUCA
Messenger RNA from Phragmites australis (common reed), 2654 nucleotides. RefSeq names its product putative clathrin assembly protein At2g25430. Lineage: Eukaryota; Viridiplantae; Streptophyta; Magnoliopsida; Poales; Poaceae. The coding region runs from base 496 to 2427 and encodes 643 amino acids. Gene Ontology annotation, molecular function: SNARE binding; phosphatidylinositol-4,5-bisphosphate binding; clathrin heavy chain binding. The record is from RefSeq and is a predicted model, not a curated record. The transcript has 2 exons. Gene Ontology annotation, biological process: clathrin-dependent endocytosis; clathrin coat assembly; vesicle budding from membrane. Gene Ontology annotation, cellular component: clathrin-coated pit; clathrin-coated vesicle.